UAUGCAUGCUUGUUUUUUUUUUAAAUCUAAUAAUUAUUUUAAACCGAGUUUUAAGAAGAGGUCAUUUGGGAAUGUAUUCAAUAUUUUGGAUAUUUGUGUUUUCUUAAUGAUUGCAAAUAAGGGUUUAAAGCCUAAGAUAACAAUAAAGGAGAUAUAACUUAAACAAGGAAGUAAUUUGCUUCUGAAUACAAUGCAGUGAUUCAUAUACUCAUAUGAAGAUAUAGGGUUUACAGUGAAAUAAUUAAUAAUAUUUGACAAAUAAUCAUCACUUCAUCCCACAAACCACACACACUUGUUUAUUAAAGAACGUUUUGACUUCAUUCCUUUUAUCUUAAACUGCAUUACCAAAAAUUAUGGCUUCAAAACAGAUUCAGUGUGAAAUGUGCAGUAACGAAAAUGCAAUUGGAUAUUGCAAAACCUGUGGAUACCUUGGAGAAACUUGUAUAGAUAUUCACAAGAUAGGAAAAAUGUUUAAAACUCACAAUGUCAGUUUGAAUGAGGAAAAUAAUGAUAACCCAAAGAUCACUAUGCGGGACAUCACUGAAGAGAGAUGUAAGCAGCAUCCGACAGAGAGAACGAUAUUUCUUUGUAAAAAUCAUGAUUCCGUGAUCUGUGGCAGAUGCCUUCAUUCAGAACAUCAUUCUUGCAUUAAAGAGGUUGUUGACUUGCUGCAUGGAGAUAUAAACAUUGAUUGCGAUAAAGUCAACACGAUGAAAUCACUGUUCAAUGAGCUAAAAGCAGACAUUCUGUUUUUGAAAGAUGAAGCAGAACACAGUAAGGAGAGCUACAAGAAUAAUGCUGAUCAAUGCGUGGAAGAUUGUAUGGAAUUACGAAAUAAAAUAAUACAGCGUGUAGAUGAAUUGACAAGUAGCAUUAAAGACGGAAUAAGAGAGAGAUAUGAAGAAAAUAUAAACACCUUUUCCCAUAUUACUAAGAUGUGUGAUGAGAAAAUCAAGUGGUGUGACAAUGAAGAAAUAAAAAUUGAUGAUUUCGUUGACAAUAAAAUGGCUGGGCGCUUGUUCCUCGUGAGUAGACAUUUUGAGAAAGAGGUUUCGGACGCAAGAUCCCACCUCAAAGAAAUUAAACACAUACACACGUUUAAAGGGAUUGGCUUUAAAGAAAACAAAGUUAUUCUAAAAUGUGUGUUUGAGGACUUGGAGGAAGUUUGUGAACAACAUGAAGAAGUUACAGGGAGCGACGAUGGACAUGCCAACGACGUUGUCGCAUUCAUCACAGAAAUUAACAAGACACGGCGAGAGCUCACUGCAUUGUUGAAAAAGGCAAGAAAUGAAUUAGACGAAUCAGAAAAGGCAAGACAGUCACUGAGUGAUGAGCUGAAACAAGUGAAACAAGACCUGGAUAAAUCAGAAAAGACAAGACAGUCACUGUGUGGUAAGCUGAAACAAGUGAAACAAGACCUGGAUAAAUCAGAGAAGGCUAGAAUGGAUAUCGAGGCGGAGUUAAAAGGAACUAAAGAAGACUUGAAUCGAGUUGAAAGGGAAAGAGUAAUAAUGCCAGCGAAGUUCCCACACAUAGAAGAUCACUUGAACUUUAAGUUGUCCUUAAAUGACUUCGUUCUAUACAGGGAGUCAACCGACUGGAACAGUUGAGGUCAAGACCAGCAUAGAAGAAACGUUGAAUGGCCAUUUGUGUUGCAUCUUUGUGUUGGAUUUUACCUUCCCGGAUGGCAUUCAGACGACGCACCAUCCGUCCCCGGGAAAACCGUAUAAAGGCGGCACGUUCACGGGACACUUGAGGGACGACCAUGAGGGCGAGCUGCUAUGUAGAAUGUUAAAGGCGGUGUUCAGGAGAGGGGUGAUGUUCAACUUGGGGAAAGAAGGAAAGGUUGUCCUGGAUGGCAUCUCAUUGUAUGAUGGUUAUGUGCAUUUCAGAUAUUUGGGAAAAACUUUGGCUUACAAUAAAUACAUACAGACCUGGAAAGCCGAGCUGGCUGCCAAAGGCAUCACAGAGGCGAGCAUAGAUCAGACGGGGGAGCUGAAAGAGACUUUUACUGUCGAUGAUCGUUAACUUUUAUCAGUCUUAUGAUAUCGAUGGUCGUACUGCGAAUGAUAUUGUCCAUUAUCCAUAUGUAUGUUGGUGUUGUUAUAACAUUACAUGCCGGUCUGGAGUCUUUCUCCAUAUAAUCUAUUUUGCCUAUGUGUCUUUAUCGUGUAUAGUUUUGGACUGCUUGGACAAGGGAAUAGAAAUGGUAACUUAAACUUUACAUUAGUAAACGGAUUUGUUUCAAUACAAACAAUGAACUAUGUUGUCCAAUUUACAUAGGAUAAUUUCAAUAUCUUGAAAUCAUUAUUAAUAAAAAUGACUUAACUAACAGCUAAAUUAAUGUCUCAAAAACAUACUAACACUUUUUUAUUUAUCAUCUUUGAGAUAGCAAUAAUAAUUUUAUACUGUAUAUCCAUGUGACUGUAAUUCCUUAUUCUGUUUGAAGGUGUACGUUAGCAUUUCAGGUGUAUGAAAAC
Messenger RNA from Mya arenaria, 2480 nucleotides. RefSeq lists its product as uncharacterized. Gene Ontology annotation, molecular function: zinc ion binding. The record is from RefSeq and is a predicted model, not a curated record. NCBI's taxonomy places the organism in Eukaryota, Metazoa, Mollusca, Bivalvia, Myida, Myidae. The transcript is spliced from 10 exons. Bases 354 to 1610 code for a protein of 418 amino acids.